GAUCACGUCUAGUUUCCUCUAAAACCCUAAACUUUUCUUAAACCUUUAGAAUCUUAUAUUCGUCUUCAACGUCUAGAUUCCAAAAACCUCGAUCAUCCAUCCAUCGGUCCUUGGCUCUCAAGCUUUUAGCUGAAAGAAAAACCACAAAGAAAGAUGAAAACAUUUGGGAAAUUCAGUAGUUUUAUUAUUUUCUUGGCUGUUUUGAUGAGUUUUUUUGGAAAUAUAGAGGCUGCAACAGUAACAUGUGUACCUCCUUACGGAUUCUUGCCCUGCACAAGUGGGCUUUGGGGAAGACUUUUCUUGAUCAUGGUUUAUCAGUAUUUGAUGUCUUUGGGUCAAGGUUAUAUAUCAAACGGGUCGGAUAAAUUUUUCAGCCUUGUUGGACCCGGUAUCUUUGGAGCCGGUUUGUUCCACAUUCUUGCAAACUUCCCUAUGCUCUUCCUUAUUCUUGAGAAUGGAUUAACAGGUGACGAUACGGGUGCAUCUUUUAGUGCCGCAAUGGGAAUGAAUGUGUUAGCUGGAUCAGCAGUUAUGAGUUUAACAUUGAUUUGGCCAUCUGUCAUAGCUUUCGGGAGCUAUGAUCUUGCGGAAGAUGAUGAUGAUACCAUUUUACCACAAAUAACAGGAGAAGAGCCAUCAUUUAUCAAGAAAUUAACAGCAUAUGGUGUUACAACUGAUAGCGAAACAAGCUACACUGCCCGAAUCAUGCUCGUAUCAAUGAUCCCGUUUCUCAUUCUUCAACUCCCGAAAAUCAUCAAUGUGACUACGGUGACUCGAGAGAUAGUUCUGCUCACUCUCAUUCUUACGUCGGCUUUCUUCAUUGGAUACGCGGUGUAUCAGAUGUUCCAACCAUGGAUUCAAAACAGAAGAUUCGAUUAUAUUAGGCAAAAAUUUGUCAAGAACAAAUUAUUGAAACUACUAUCUACAAACGGAAAAGCAAAUGUGCAACUUAUUAAAGACCUUCACAAAAAGCUUGAUAAAAAUCAUGAUGGUAAAGUUACCCAUGCUGAGUUGAAAACUUUAGUAUUAGGAAUACAGCUGCAAGCAGACGGAGAACUAAGCGAUGAUCUUGUCGAAAGAAUCAUCGAUCAAUUUGAUUUCUCUGGCGACAAAUGUAUUCAAGAAGAUGAGUUCGUUAGAAUUUUAACAAAAUGGCUCCAGGAGGCAAGGAAAUCCCUCUCUAAGAAUGAUUAUAAUCCUCUUAUUAGUUUCUUCAAAAAAUCUCAAGAGGGCGUAGAUGAAGAACAACAACAACCUUUGAUACCCAAGAAUAAAAACCUUAAUGAUGAGGGUUUGAUUUGGGAGUACUUGAAGGCUUUGGCUUUGGUACUUUUUGGGACUCUUGUGACGGCUCUCGUUGCACUUCCACUCAUAAUGAAUGUUUCAGGUUUUGCUACUGAUGCAAACAUCCCUUCCUUCCUUAUCCCAUACGUUAUCAUACCGUGUGCCAUAAACAUACCACGUCUCUUAUCAACGAUUAAUUCAGCAAGCCAAAAGACUCAACGCGCUGCAUCUUUAACUCUUUCUCAGAUCUAUUCAGGAGUGUUCAUGAGCAAUAUGAGUAGCUUGACAACCUUUCUGUUAACGGUGUAUAUAAGAGAUUUGCCAUGGGACGUAUCCGCUGAAGUUCUAGUUGUUUUGAUUAUUUGUGGAGUGAUGGGAGUUUUCACAAGUACAAGGAUAGUUUUCCCACUUUGGACCGGGUACGCGGGCUAUCUGUUAUACCCUAUAUCGCUACUCAUGUUGUAUCUUCUUACCGCCGUUUGGGGUUGGUCAUAGGGUAGUAUCCAGUAUUCAAAUUUUUUGAUCCUAUUUUACAGUAUUUAGAGGAAGUUUUUGAUCAUGUACAAAUUACAACAAAUAUUCUUAAUUAUAAAAUUUUGUUUUUGUAUCAUG
Molecule: messenger RNA, 1896 nt
Organism: Helianthus annuus (common sunflower)
Lineage: Eukaryota; Viridiplantae; Streptophyta; Magnoliopsida; Asterales; Asteraceae
Product: sodium/calcium exchanger NCL2
Exons: 7
Coding region: 154-1779 (541 amino acids)
Biological process (GO): intracellular calcium ion homeostasis; calcium ion transmembrane transport
Cellular component (GO): membrane
Molecular function (GO): calcium ion binding; calcium:proton antiporter activity
Source: RefSeq, a predicted model, not a curated record